Molecule: messenger RNA, 1606 nt
Organism: Naegleria gruberi
Lineage: Eukaryota; Heterolobosea; Eutetramitea; Acrasida; Naegleriidae
Product: apoptosis antagonizing transcription factor
Exons: 1
Coding region: 27-1589 (520 amino acids)
Cellular component (GO): nucleolus; nucleus
Source: RefSeq, a predicted model, not a curated record
ACACCUCAACUAAAUAAUUGAAAAAAAUGAGCAGCAAACUUGACCUGAAUUUAUUAACCAAGAAGAGAAAGGUUGAAAAACCAUCGUCGGCAGCAGCCAACUCACAAGAUGGAGAAAGGAAGAAACAAUUAUUACAAAAACUUGCACAAAAAUAUAACAAGAAAGAUAUAGAUCCGGAGAAUGAUACUGAAUUUGAAGAUCAAGAUGAAAAAGCUAAAAUGGAUUAUGAUGAUGAUUUUGAGGAUGGAAAUAGAGUAUCAAUGUUACGUUCUCUUGAUGAAUCACUCACAAAAGGAGCUUAUAAGGGUCAUACUAUUAGAAAGGAAGAUUUGUUUGAUGAUGUAGAUGAUAUGAGUGCACUCAAAGAUGAAGAUUAUUUGGCAGAAAUUAAGAGACUUAAACAAAUUGAUUCCGAUGAGGAGGAAGGUGACGAUGAUGAAGUGGAUGAGGAAGAUGAAAUCAUGGGACAAAUCAAGGAUAUUGUUGAAGAAGAUUUAUAUGAUUCCACUGAUUUGGAAACUUUAAAGAAAACUCAACAAUUAGAAAAACAAAAAGCAAAGAGUGUAUUGAACCAAAAGUUAAUUUACGACCACUUGUUAAAGUUGAGAAUUUUACUUCAAAAACCACUUUCGAAUUGUAAUAGAUUGCCUCAAAAUGAAAUGUUUUGGGAUUUUGUUGAAAUGACCGACGAUAUUUUACCAAAGGAAGAUAAACCUCAAGCUGUAGAAAAACAAGAUGGUGAAACACCAUCUGAACCAGAAAAUAUUCCAACACGUCUUGCAGAAUUGAGAAAGGAUACAUUCCAUCUUAUUGCAGAUAUGCUUUCACUGCAAUCUUCUCUUUUCAAGAAGGGAAUGGUUGAAGAGAAGGAAAUUGAUGGUCAUUAUCUUCAAAAUGUUGUCAGCUCUGAAGAAGGUGACUUGACAGAAAAAGUUUGGAAAGUUUUGGAUGAAUCAUACAAGAGCUAUGAAACCUUUAGAAAUGAAUCUGUUGAUAGAUGGGCAACCAAAACAAAGAUUCAAUCAAGUGUGAGUGGAGGUUCAAAACUCAAUCUUAGAAAUAUCAAUGCUGGUGUAAUUGACCAAGUGCGUAACGUUCUCAAAAACGAAAAGGAAAGGAAAAAAUUAAUUGGAAGAACUCAAGUUAAACAAUUUGAACCUUCCAUUCUAGGUAAACGAGAAAGAGAUACAAAAGUUGAUGAAAAUGGAUUUGAAUUUGAUACUGAGAUUUACGAUGAUAAGGACUUUUAUCAAGUUUUACUUAAGGAUUUAAUUUCAGAAGUUGGUUCUGGAACUGAAGUUUCAUUCAGAAAGGCCAUAACAAAGAAGAAUACUAAAGGUAAAUAUGAUGGUAAGACAAAGGGAAAAGCUAUCAAAUAUACAGUCCACAAUGAAUUGGUCAACUUUAUGGCUCCAAAUUUCGAUAAUGAAAUACCUGAAUCAGCACAAACACUUUUUGGUAACUUAUUUGGUGGAGAUACUGUUGAAUUUGAGGAGGAAGAGGAAGAAGUUGAUGAUGCCACUACCACUCUUACUGAAGAUCAAGAUGAAGACAAUGAAUCUUCCUCUGCUUCAUCAGAUGAGGAAUAAAUCUCUUUUAUUUAUUA